Nothobranchius furzeri (turquoise killifish) is the source of this 2202-nucleotide messenger RNA. RefSeq names its product URI1 prefoldin like chaperone (gene uri1). Gene Ontology annotation, biological process: negative regulation of phosphatase activity; negative regulation of transcription by RNA polymerase II. Gene Ontology annotation, molecular function: chromatin binding; transcription corepressor activity; phosphatase inhibitor activity. NCBI's taxonomy places the organism in Eukaryota, Metazoa, Chordata, Actinopteri, Cyprinodontiformes, Nothobranchiidae. The record is from RefSeq and is a predicted model, not a curated record.
CUUCUUCCGUGUUGCUGUAGAGUGCAUGGCGCAGCGAAAGUGACGAGGAGAAUCUGCUAAUCUUUGGGAUACCGAAACCGUGGAUUUAUUUGGGAAUGAUGCAGAAAUUCUGAAGUGAGUGUGUGAGAUGAAAUCACCUCCGAGAGUGUGGACAACCAUCACUGCCCCUUUGAUGAAUACGUGCAGAACGGGUCUCAGGAAUAGCGUCUGCUGGAUUCAUAAACACUUCUUUAGGACUCACAACAACCCCUGAGCUUUGUUUUUGUGGGUCACAAAACGCACAGAUUGACCGUUUUGCAUGUGAAUUGACGAUGACUGAAGGUGGGAAAAUGAAUUUGGAGCGUCUCGGUGGAGUUGCGAGGCUCCGACAGGAACACGAGAAGGUGGUGAAAGACUGUGAAAGUCGGAUUCAGCACUGGAAGAAGGUGUCGGGUGACUACGAGGCUCUGAGUGAUCGCCUCCAAACUCUCCCAGAUCAACUCUCUUAUGACAUCAUGGUGCCAUUUGGCCCUCUGGCCUUCAUGCCCGGGAAGCUGGUGCACACCAACGAGGUCACGGUGCUGCUGGGUGACAACUGGUUCGCUAAGUGUGCCGCCAAGCAAGCCCAAAAACUUGUCGAUCACAGGAUGAAGCAUGUGAGGAAGGAAUUAGACGAUCUGUCCAAGACGAUGAAAAUGUUCGCAGCAAAAGUUGGGUUUGCAAGCGACCUGGAAACCUUAUCAGCUAGUAAAGAAGCCUAUGUCGACAUCAGAGAGGAGGUCGGAAACAAUGAGUCUGCUGUCACAAAAGGAAAGCAAAGGAAAGCCCACAAACCAAACUCCAAGCCCAAGAGCGAUGUGGUGUUUGAUCUGAAAGAGGAGGAUGAGGAGGAGAGUGAAGAUGGAGGGAGCAGAAAAGGCAUCUUGACUGAGGAGGAGUUGUGGACUCGACUGGAUGAACUAGAGAAGCUCGAGGAGCUUCAGGAUGAGCAGGACAGAUUAUGUGAUUACGCAGACAUGAACGGCGAGAAUUCAUCUUCCUCUUCCUCCGAGGAGGAGAAGGAGGCGGAUGUUGCUCCUCCGGUAAACGGGCCGAGUUUGAAGCCGAGCUGGAGAGCCGCACCUCCCAGCGGACAGCCGCUCUCCCAACGGAAAGAAGACGAGUACGAUGAGGAAGAAGGCGACUGCUCGCCGACGAUUUUUUUCUCCCACACAGUCGAACCCAAAAAGGUGAGAAUCAACACGGGCAAAAACACCAUGUUGAAGUUCAGCGAGAGGAAAGAGCAGAAGGAACAUUCGAAGAGAAAGAAGAAAAAUGGCCAAAGUAAUGGACACGCCCACCACGAACUCCACAAAAUCACGACCCCGGCGGAUAUUUACAGGUUGUUUGUGGAUGUGAAGAACGGCGAGCUCGUUCCCAGAAAGUCCAUCUUGAAGUCCCGCAGUCGAGAGAACAGCGUGUGCAGCGACACAAGCGAGAGCAGCGCCGCCGACUUCGAAGAGCGCAGGAUGGUGGCGCGCAGCUUCAGUCACGAUGACACGACGCACAGCGACACCAGCGACGGCAUCACAGAGGAAGACAGUCCCACAGCCGUGCCGCUGCUCGCCUCCAGCCGCUUUGAAGCGUUUUCAGGGACAGUGAUAGAAAAGGACCCGAUGCCUUUAGCCGUCCCCCACCUGACCAUCGUCCCACCGGCUCUGCCAACCAUACUGGAGAGGAAACAGGAGGAGGUGGUGCCCGACGUGGCCCCGCCUCAGCAGGCGCCUAAAAGGGUGUCCAAGUUCAAAGCUGCCAGGCUGCAGCAAAAGUGACUUUUGACGGGAACAUUUUUCUUAUUCAAGCAUUUUUCCCUCUUUAUAAACUAAUAAACACUUUUUACUUAACCUUGCUUCCACUUUUCCCUCUAAAUGAACAGGGUCCUUAUUAUUCAUUAAAAUGGAAACAUGUCCAUCCUACCUAUCAACCUGUAGAUGUCGAUAAUUAGAACUUUUUUGACCGGGUCAGAACUUGACCUGUUUUCCGCUCUGCUGCUGAUCCCUGUUGUUUCCGGGUGAAGUGAGUCUGUACACAUCAGACACCCUUUCUUUAUGAAGCAGAACCAGUUGCUGAAGUGUGGUUUCGAACACUCUGACCUUCCUAAUGAAUGUAUGUAUUUUUCUGUGACGAGCUUUAUGUAAAGAAAAAUGAUUAAUCGAAACUAAAAAUAAAUGAAUUUAACCACCA